UUCAGUUUUAGUCUAUGGUGUAUCCUAUCCAUCCGUGAUCAAGUUCGACAAGAAAAGAGAUUUUCUUGAAUUUUGAUUCACAAUGUCUGCGUGGGCCACGUUAAAUCGUACUGUGUUCAAGAGAACCUCCACCUUCUUCCUGGCUGGAGCGCUAGGCACAUUCUUCUUCGAAAGAGCCUUCGAUGUAGGCUCCGUAGCGCUAUUCGAGAGCAUAAACAAGGGAAAACUAUGGAAGGACAUCAAGCACAAGUAUGAAUGAAGCGAAACAACAAAUCAUUAAAAUGUUUUAAUUUAUUAGUUAAUUGUUAAUUUUACUUGAAUAAAUUGAUUAAUGUCAAGUUA
Messenger RNA from Helicoverpa armigera (cotton bollworm), 342 nucleotides. RefSeq names its product cytochrome b-c1 complex subunit 9 (gene ox). The record is from RefSeq and is a predicted model, not a curated record. Gene Ontology annotation, biological process: mitochondrial electron transport, ubiquinol to cytochrome c. The coding region runs from base 83 to 259 and encodes 58 amino acids. The transcript has 2 exons. Lineage: Eukaryota; Metazoa; Arthropoda; Insecta; Lepidoptera; Noctuidae.